Messenger RNA from Papaver somniferum (opium poppy), 1029 nucleotides. RefSeq names its product putative ubiquitin-conjugating enzyme E2 38. The record is from RefSeq and is a predicted model, not a curated record. Bases 1 to 1029 code for a protein of 342 amino acids. The transcript is spliced from 2 exons. NCBI's taxonomy places the organism in Eukaryota, Viridiplantae, Streptophyta, Magnoliopsida, Ranunculales, Papaveraceae. Gene Ontology annotation, molecular function: ubiquitin conjugating enzyme activity.
AUGGAUCAAGAGCUAACCGAGAUAAAAGUAGAAGGAGGAAUGGAAGAGCAAAACCAACAACAGAGUAACUCAACAAGUAGAAGAGAAUUCAAGCAUUUUGAUAUCAUCCCAGCUAACUCCAUUACUAAUGAUCAUCACUAUUUUGCAUCCCCUUCUACUUUAUCAUCUCCUAGUUACCAGAAAAAAAUAAUGAAGGAGUGGAGAAUUUUAGAAGAUAACCUUCCUGAUUCAAUAUACGUUAGGGUUUACGAAAAGAGAAUCGAUCUACUAAGAGCAGUAAUCAUAGGACCUGCGGGUACACCUUACCACGACGGUUUAUUCUUUUUCGAUAUCCAGUUCCCUUCUGAUUACCCUAAUAAACCACCCACAGUUUGCUACCGUUCGUUUGGGAAUAGACUGAACCCUAAUCUAUAUGCAAACGAUUUUGUUUGUUUGAGUCUUUUAAAUACUUGGCAUGGUGAGUAUAAGAAUGAAAGGUGGAUACCUUCUCAGUCGACGAUGCUACAAGUUUUAGUAUCCAUUCAAGCUUUAGUUCUGAAUGAACAACCCUUUUUUAACGAGCCUGGCUAUGCACAAUACUCUAAGACUUCUGAUCCAUGGAAGAGAAGUUCUCUGCUUUACAACGAAACUGCUUUUACCUUGAGCUGCAAGACAAUGUUGUGUAUUCUUAAUACACCGCCAACUUUUUUUGAAGAGUUUGUUGUUCAACAUUUUCGUGAUCGCGGGGAUGCUAUUUUAACUGCUUGCAAAGCUUAUGAUACUGGUCGAGCUAGAAUCGGGGAUCAACUCACUAUCACUGCUGCUGGCACGGGGAUUCAGAACAUGCCGUCACGGACAUUUAAGACGUCUAUGGAACAAAUAUAUCCAAAGCUCGUGAAUUCGUUUGCAAAGAAUAAUGGAUCUCCAAAUGGGAUAAUGAACACUAGUAAUGCAAGUGAGCUUCCAAGUGAUAAUGGAUCUCCAAAUGGGAUAACAGACACUAGUAAUGCGAGUGUGCUUCGUAUCAUAGGUUUUCGUAAUCCCAUUUAG